CGCCCCCACCGCCUCAGUCACAGCCAAAGCCGCCGCCGCCGCAGCCUUCUCAGACGCGCGAGGCGUUUGAACGGACCGGAAGUCGUAGUUUAACGACUUCCGGCAGUUGGGCUCGGAGGAGUCAGGAGUGCCGGGAAUGGCGACCAAGAAGCUUGCGCGGCAGCUUGGAUUAAUUAGAAAAAAGUCAGUUGCACCAGCAAAUGGAAAUCUAGGAAGAAGCAAAUCCAAGCAGUUGUUUGACUACUUAAUUGUCAUUGAUUUUGAGUCAACAUGUUGGAAUGAUGGGAAACGCCACCAGAGCCAAGAAAUAAUUGAAUUUCCAGCUGUAUUGCUGAACACAUCAACUGGGGAGAUUGAAUCUGAGUUCCAUGCUUAUGUUCAGCCUCAAGAACAUCCAAUUCUUUCUGAAUUUUGCAUGGAACUAACAGGCAUAAAACAGGCUCAAGUAGAUGAAGGAGUCCCUCUGAGGAUUUGCUUAUCUCAAUUCUGUAAAUGGGUUCAGAAGAUUCAGCAACAGAAGAAAAUUAUUUUUGCUACUGGGAUUUCAGAUCUGCCUAAUUCCGAAGUAAAAUUAUGUGCAUUUGUUACUUGGUCAGACUGGGACCUGGGGGUUUGCCUGGAGUAUGAGUGUAAAAGAAAACAGCUGAUAAAACCCAUGUUCUUAAAUUCUUGGAUUGAUCUCAGAGUAACUUACAAGAUUUUCUAUAGAAGAAAACCAAAAGGGCUGAGUGGUGCCCUGCAGGAAGUGGGAAUAGAAUUCUUAGGACGAGAACAUUCUGGGUUGGAUGAUUCUCGGAAUACUGCUCUGCUUGCUUGGAAAAUGAUCAGGGAUGGUUGCUUAAUGAAAAUUACAAGGUCCUUGAACAAGGUUCCCACUAAGAAGAAUUCCAGCGUUUUCACCAGAAAUUUGAAUAUGAAUCAAGUUGAAGAAAGGUCAGCAUGCAACAGUAGCAUUCAGGGUCUGAGCAUAUAUGAUAGGGAGCCUAAAAAUACAGUAAAUUCUCAUGAAAAAGUUCAAAUGAGGUCAGUUGGUGUAAAUUCUCCUAUAAAGGUACAGCAAGAUCAGUUCCAACUAAAAAACAAUGUAAAAGCAGCUCUUCAUAAUGCCAAAAGCUAUUUAUCUCUUUUUAAUACAAAGUCCUCUACUUCUGUGGAGCAGUUGCCAUCUGCCAGCUUGAAUACACCUAUGCAGAAGCACAUAAGAAACGAACACCUUGCAUUUAGUACCAAAUCUAAGUCUUCAGCAAUUGGUUCAGAAUUGGUACUUGUAUCAACUACCAUUUCAUCUGUUAAUCAUGUUUCUGAUACGGAAAUGAGUUCUGCUCUUGAUUGUUUACCUAUGUUGGCUGAUUGGGAGGAUGUAGCUUUACUGCCAGCAUCUCAGCCUGAGCAAGGUAUAGAUUGUAUGCCUUCCAUUAGUGACUCAAACCUAGAUACUUCAUUUAAUUCUAUAGAAAGAUUAAUGGUUUUAAAAGAAGGCACAGAAGAAACCCCUCAAAAAUCUGGGACCUCUAAGUCUGUCGUAUAUAAGAGUCCACAUACUACUAUUUAUCAUGUGGAAGAAGCCAAAGAUCCAGAUUCAGAUGUUUCUGACUUUAAAUUACCUGAAUGCAAAUCAAGUAGCUUCAACAGUGUUAAUGCCACUAUGUCUCAUCCUUCAGUUUUGGGGAAAUACCCCCACCUUUCAGGUAGUACUAAAAGAAAUCUAUCCAGUCCUCUAUCUUUCCCGCCAGCAAAAAAACAGACCCUCAUUGUUCAUGAAGAAAAAUCUACAUCAUCUGAUUGCUCCCCAGUGAGAAAUUGUCCCCGGAAGGUCCUCCCCUCUAUCUUAGCUUCUACAGUUAACCUACAAGAGCCUUGGAAGAGUGGGAAAAUGACACCUCCUUUAUGCAAGUGUGGCCGAAGAUCUAAGAGACUUGUUGUUUCUAAUAAUGGACCAAACCAUGGGAAAGUUUUCUAUUGUUGUCCAGUUGGGAAAUACCAAGAAAACAGAAAGUGUUGUGGUUAUUUCAAAUGGGAACAAACACUUCAAAAGGAAAGAGCCAACAGCAGAGUUCUGUCUCAUUCUCCAAAGGGACUCACUUUUAGUUCCCCAGAAGUAAGCCAUAUAUGUAACAGAAAUGUAAAUUUUUCUAAAAAUUCAUUGAGACUCAGACCUUCAAUGAGGAAUUGAUAAACUUUCUCUACAUUGAAACU
Messenger RNA from Lontra canadensis (Northern American river otter), 2196 nucleotides. RefSeq names its product ERI1 exoribonuclease family member 2 (gene ERI2). The transcript is spliced from 9 exons. Bases 137 to 2173 code for a protein of 678 amino acids. Gene Ontology annotation, molecular function: zinc ion binding; 3'-5'-RNA exonuclease activity; nucleic acid binding. NCBI's taxonomy places the organism in Eukaryota, Metazoa, Chordata, Mammalia, Carnivora, Mustelidae. The record is from RefSeq and is a predicted model, not a curated record. Gene Ontology annotation, biological process: exonucleolytic trimming to generate mature 3'-end of 5.8S rRNA from tricistronic rRNA transcript (SSU-rRNA, 5.8S rRNA, LSU-rRNA).